AUGACCCCCAAACCCGACACGCGGAGGCUCUCCUCAGUCCCCACACCCACUGACGCCCCUCCGGACGCCUGGAGAAACGUCCCCGCCGCUCUUCUGCAUUCCCCCGAACCCCACCCAAGGCCCCAGGCUGUGGCCGACCCUCGGUGCCUGGACUCAGCACAUGCCCAGGCUGAGGCAAGCCGCUCGGCUCCACAGCUCCGGACGCCCGCAAACAGGAUCUCUUGGCCGGUCUCGCCCCCUACGGUCCCCUCCGAAGGCGCCGCCGAGACUCGGAAGCAGCGACCCGGGCGUCCGCAGGCGGGCAGCCACCGCCCUUCCCCGCCUCGGGCGGGACCUGCAGGGGUCCCCAGCGGUCCCCAGGAGAUCCUAGGGCAGUGUCUCGGGGGGAAAGCGAAGAGGCCGACUCUCGGAUCCCGACCUCGCCAGCACUCACCCGCCGCCGCCGCCACCAAGCCCAAGCCGGAGCCGCAAGAAGCCGGGAGAGGGCAGAGAGGAGCCAGGAGCAGCCGGGAGGAGCCGCGGGAGCCGCAGAGCAAGCCGGAGGGGCGGGGCGCAGGGAGGUGGCCGCUUCCUCGUCGCCCUCUUGAAGGCCGGCACGAAGGCGGGGCGUCCCCCACAACCAGCGGACGCCGCCCCAACCAAUGGGCGCCCCCGAGGGGCGGGCCAAAGCGCCGCGAGCCAAUCCACGCCGGCCCCUGCGCCUCGACCUCUCGGUGGAAGCGGCACGAGCGGCGGACGGUUGGCGAGGCGCGCGUCGGAGGUCUGGGCUGCGGCCUCCGGCCCGCGGGUACCGGAGCGAAGGGCGAGCCUCCGGCCGCCCCCGCCGUUCUGAGACGGCCACUGCUUCCUUUCCCAGCGGGGAGGAUGCCGGUGUCAGGCGCACACGGCCUGGGUGCGGGUGGGCCCGAGUGGGCCCCGCGGGCGCUGACUGGGAAGCUCCUUAAGCAGGAAGGUAAACAACUCAAAAUAGCUUCAGGAAAUCCCUGAAACCAACCAGAUUCACAAGGCUCCUCUCUGCCAGAAUUCAGUGUUCCUCUCAGAAGACCAGAGCCAAGCUGCAAAAAAGACUCUCAGAAGAGGAAAAGCUGCAAAGACUCUGAAACCAGCCAAACUGCCUAGAAGAGGUUUAGACCAGUGUCACCUGCAAAGAAUACUCUCCAACCUGUUGAGUGGCCUGCAGGCUGUGGAGUGUUAUCCAGGAAUCCCAGUUCUGUGAGUUGUCACCCAUGCUGGGGUGGGCCUUGGUGAUACAGCUGUCUUUGAGUCUUUUCUGCUCCUGUAAGUGACCCCUCUCUCAUAUCCCUUCAUAUUUUUAUAAGUAACCCCAAUAAAACUUACUGUUUGACCAAGAUGAACUUUGGUCUGUCAUGAGUUCCCUAUCUGGGGUAAGUGGACAUGUGUAUUGCAUCUCCCCAGGGAAAGUUUUGUCAUUGAUUUUAACUAUAAAUGGAGAGGAUAAUUUCAUGGGAUCCAUACUGAUAACUCUCCUAGAGCUUGGCAAUGUUGUCACACACCUUUAAUCCCAUCACUGAGGAGACAGAGGCAGGCAGAUCUCUGAGUUCGAGGCCAGCCUGAUCUACAGAGCAGGACAGCCAAGACUACACAAAAAAAAACUCUGUCUCAAAAAACAUAAUAACAACAAUAAUAAUAAUAACUAUUCUAAAGUACAUACAUUGGUACUUCGCAUUUAGUGGUCAUGGUUCAUACUGGGCAGCAGUGGCACCUGCCUUUACUCCCAACACU
This is a messenger RNA of Peromyscus maniculatus bairdii (prairie deer mouse), 1743 nucleotides long. Lineage: Eukaryota; Metazoa; Chordata; Mammalia; Rodentia; Cricetidae. The record is from RefSeq and is a predicted model, not a curated record.